This is a messenger RNA of Amaranthus tricolor (Joseph's coat), 4654 nucleotides long. Its product is annotated as probable leucine-rich repeat receptor-like protein kinase At5g63930. NCBI's taxonomy places the organism in Eukaryota, Viridiplantae, Streptophyta, Magnoliopsida, Caryophyllales, Amaranthaceae. Gene Ontology annotation, molecular function: protein kinase activity; ATP binding; protein binding. Gene Ontology annotation, biological process: hormone-mediated signaling pathway; protein phosphorylation. Gene Ontology annotation, cellular component: plasma membrane. The transcript has 2 exons. The coding region runs from base 908 to 4219 and encodes 1103 amino acids. The record is from RefSeq and is a predicted model, not a curated record.
GUUUAUGUCAAGACGGAGCGAUAACUAUUUACUUAUUGAUGGAGAAUUGGAGAUGGAUGCAUUUAGAAAAUUCUAAAAGCUAUUUUGUUAAGACUAGCAUUCAACAAGGGAAGACUACCAGCAUACAACAACGAACAAGAGUGUGAAGCAAAGUAAUCAACAUCAGUGUCCAGUUCUUUUUUUCUAGCUGAUCAGCUAUCUUCUUAGCACUAAAAAAAGAGGAAGAAGCUGCUGAAUGAUAGAGAAAUCUAAGAGAUGGGAAUUAAGAAGAAGAUGAAUCCAUGCUUUGUCGGCCAUUAAAGCUUCAACCAAGAGCUCUCAUCCUUUCCCACAAUCUGUCUUAAGAUAUUUCACCAUUAUUUUUCAAAACAGUCAAUUUUUUUUUCACUUAUUUUUUUAGUUCUUUUUUUCAACCCAUUUAUUAAUCUUUUUCUUUUAAAGCAUUUGUUUCCUUGGGUAGGAUCACAGAAAAGAGCAUUCAUUUUAUUUUGAGUGUCUUUGCUUCAAAAGGGUACCAUUCACCUUGGAAAAUGAAGUAACCUUUUAUCUUUUCAUUUCUUUUUAUCUUUUUCAGCUCCAAUUUUGCCUUUUUCAUUAAUGAUCCCCACAAAUCUUGGGAAAAGCUUAACUGGGUAUGUUUUCCUUAUUGUGUUUGAUCAUGGGUUUUUGUAGUAGCACUAUAUUUCUUCCUUAUACAAGCUUUUUGAUUGAAUUUCUUGGGUUUCAGAUUUUGGAAUCCCCAAUUUCUCCUUUACCGACUAUUCCUUGUUCUUGAAUUUCUAAUGGGUUUUCAAUAUGUUUGAUGAAAGUUCUAAAAGAAGUUCUUUAGUCCAUUUAGAGUAAUGGAAGGAAACUUGUUAUGCUAUCUACAAUUGUAGUUUUAAAGGGUUGUUAGUAAUUUGUUACAAUGCCAAAAUCACACAUAUUUUGGCUUUGGGUAUGGGGAUUCAUCAUUAUCACUGCCCAAUUAGUUUUCUUUUCUGAAUGUUUAAAUUCUGAGGGUUUUUGUCUUUUAGAGCUGAAAAAUGGGCUUGAUGAUGAAUACAACAAUCUAAGUAAUUGGGAUGCUAAUAGUGAAACACCCUGUAAAUGGAAAGGUGUGACUUGUUCUAAUACUGCUUAUCAACCUGUAGUGCUGUCUCUUGAUCUUACAAAGAUGAAUCUUUCUGGGUCCUUAGGACCUAGCAUUGGCUGUUUAAUCCACCUAAUUUUUCUUGAUGUUUCUUUCAAUUCAUUGGGUGGGAAUAUACCCCAUGAACUAGGGAAUUGCUCAUCAUUACAGGCUUUAUCUUUGAACGAUAACCAGUUUGAAGGUCCAAUCCCUGCUUCAUUGGGUAGUUUGGCUUACUUACAAUACCUCAAUUUGUGUAACAACAACUUGAUUGGUUCCAUUCCUGAAGAGUUUGGGAAUCUCUCGUCGUUGGUUGAAUUUGUGGCAUAUACUAAUAGUAUCAGUGGCUCAUUGCCUCGCUCGAUUGGGAAUCUCAAGCAGUUGCAGAAAUUUCGAGCAGGGCAAACUUCCAUCAGCGGAAGUUUGCCCGCUGAGAUUGGAAAUUGUGAAAACUUGCAAUAUCUUGGAUUAGCACAAAAUGAGCUUGUUGGGUAUAUACCCAAAGAGAUUGGGAUGCUUACCAAAUUAACUGAAUUGAUUCUUUGGGGUAAUCAGUUGUCUGGUAGUAUCCCAGUUGAGAUUGUGAAUUGCACUAAUCUUGAGACUCUUGCUUUAUAUCAGAACAAUCUUGUUGGGGAAAUUCCUGGAGAAAUUGGGAAUCUUAAGUAUCUGAAAAGAUUAUACCUUUAUAGAAAUCAGCUGAAUGGAACCAUUCCUAAGCAAAUUGGGAAUCUUUCUUUAGCUACAGAAAUUGAUUUUUCUGAGAAUUUUUUGGUGGGGAAGAUUCCAUCUGAGAUGGGUCAGAUCAAGAAUUUGACACUUCUUUAUCUUUUCCAGAAUCAGCUUACUGGUUCUAUACCAGUUGAAUUGAGUUUAUUAAGAAACUUAACAAAGCUGGAUCUCUCAAUCAAUUAUCUUACAGGUCGUAUUCCAAUCGGGUUUCAGUACUUAACUCGAAUGAUCCAACUUCAGCUAUUUGACAAUGACUUAACCGGUAGCAUUCCUCGAGGGCUUGGGAUAUACAGCCCACUUUGGGUGGUUGAUUUUUCAGCUAAUCAGUUGACAGGGAGGAUUCCUCCAUUCCUUUGUCGCCAUUCGAAUUUGAUAUUGAUCAAUCUCGAAUCGAAUAAGCUCUAUGGGAAUAUCCCAUCCGGGGUUUUAAACUGCCCGUCUUUAGUGCAGCUUCGUUUGGUUGGUAAUCUGUUAACAGGGAGCUUUCCUGCAGAAAUGUGCAAGCUUCAAAACCUUACCGCCAUUGAGCUCGGACAUAACAAGUUUAAUGGUCCUAUUCCCCCCGAAGUUGGAAAGUGUAAUAAGUUGCAGCGGCUUGAUCUUGCAAACAAUAAUUUUGCCAUGGAGUUGCCAAAGGAGAUUGGUAAACUGUCUCAGUUAGUGACAUUUAACAUCUCGUCCAAUUUUCUCACAGGAAGAAUCCCGAUUGAUAUCAUCGAGUGUAAGAUGCUUCAGCGUCUUGAUCUUAGCUUCAAUAGCUUUGAAGGCGCUCUGCCAACUGAGCUAGGAACCCUUUUGCAGCUCGAACUUCUCAUGCUUUCUGAUAAUAAGUUUUCAGGAAACAUUCCAUCUGCAAUCGGGAAUCUCACUCGAUUGACCGAGCUUCAGAUGGGUGGAAACUCGUUUUCUGGUCAUAUCCCAUCUUCUUUAGGAAAUCUUACAGGGUUGCAGAUUGCUAUGAAUCUCAGUUGUAACAAUCUCUCUGGCACAAUACCAUCAGAGCUCGGAAACCUUAUUCUUCUCGAAUAUCUUUACCUCGAUAACAACCAUUUGACGGGUGCGAUCCCCAACACAUUUGGAAACCUUUCAAGCUUGUUAGGUGUCAAUUUCUCGUACAACGAUUUAACCGGAUCAAUACCUUCAAUACCCUUGUUCCAAACCAUGGACGCCAGCAGUUUCAUCGGAAAUAAAGGUCUUUGUGGCCAGCCUCUUGCUAAAACUUGCAAUGAUACAUUCGGGUUUAACUCUGUUCCACCUCAAACUAAUGCUGAAUCUUCCCAGGGGAAGAUAAUUACUGUGAUUGCAGCUACUGUAGGCGGUAUUUCACUUGUUCUGAUCGUUGUUAUACUGAUCUAUAUGCAGAGGCCUGUCGAAACAGUAGCUUCUGUCGAAGAGAAUGGAGCUGAUUCGUCAGUUUCGGAUAUUUACUUCCCUCCUAAGGAAGGUUUCAAUUUCCAUGAUCUUAUUGAAGCAACAAACAAUUUUGAUGACAUGUAUAUUAUCGGAAGGGGCGCUUGUGGCACCGUAUACAAGGCAGCUAUGCGCACAGGCUUGACGAUUGCUGUUAAGCGACUAGCUUCUAACAGGGAGGGUAACAACAUCGAGAAUGGCUUUCGUGCAGAGAUUUUGACCCUUGGAAAGAUUAGACACCGGAAUAUUGUGAAGCUAUACGGGUUUUGCCAUCACCAAGGCUCGAAUUUGCUGCUGUAUGAGUAUUUGUCUAGGGGCAGCUUAGGCGAAUUGCUUCAUGGACCGUCAUGUGACUUAGAUUGGCCAACUCGGUUCUCAGUCGCACUCGGUGCAGCUCAAGGGCUAGCGUAUCUACACCAUGAUUGCAAACCGAGGAUUAUUCAUCGCGAUAUCAAAUCAAACAAUAUCCUACUAGACGAAAAGUUUGAAGCACAUGUUGGUGAUUUCGGGUUGGCAAAAGUUGUUGACAUGCCUCAGUCAAAAUCAGUGUCUGCAGUUGCUGGAUCAUAUGGAUAUAUUGCUCCUGAAUAUGCAUACACAAUGAAGGUCACGGAAAAGUGCGACAUCUAUAGCUACGGAGUAGUUCUUUUGGAACUUUUAACAGGAAAAACCCCGGUACAACCCCUAGACCAGGGUGGCGAUCUUGUUAAUUGGGUCAAAAAUUACAUCCGGACUAAUUCAUUGACGCCCGGAUUACUCGAUGCUCGUUUAAACUUACAAGAUAGAAGUAUUGUUGAUCAUAUGAUAACUGUCAUGAAACUUGCUUUACUCUGCAUUAACAUGUCUCCAUUCGACCGCCCGUCGAUGAGGGAAGUUGUGUUGAUGCUCAAUGAAUCUAAUCAGAUUGAUGGGAAAUCAGAUUCUCCUUCUUUUCAUGAUAUAUCCCUUAAGGAUAAUGCUGUCUGAUACGUACCGGUGUAACAUAAUCCGUCAAAUUUGCUUUUUGAAUUUAUAAUUCGCUUAAAAUGGUUUAAAUUUUGGCGAGAAAUUAACCAUAAUUUGCUUUUUUAUUCAUGAUUUACGAGGAAAUGUGACACCCAUACUAUAAGUAGAAAUAACCCAAAUUUUCAUUGUACAUUCUAUUUUUUUUUUCUUUUACAUUUGUGUAGCCCCACAUUUUGUUGAGUAUCUAAUUAUAGAUAAUAAGUCAUUGUAUUCUAGAAACAAAAUAGUUUUCUGAUUAAUGAUUUAAUGGUGACAUUUUCUUAGUCACCUUAUUGAUAAAUACCUAAUGCUGGCUAUGUAGAUUUUAUUUUUCAUAUAAUUAGCUCAUUUUUAUAAUUGAUCACUUUAAAAUUAUUAGUGAUUAAUUUAACAUACUAAAUGUACAUAUGUCAGCCU